Phytophthora nicotianae INRA-310 is the source of this 987-nucleotide messenger RNA. RefSeq lists its product as hypothetical. The record is from RefSeq and is a predicted model, not a curated record. The coding region runs from base 1 to 987 and encodes 328 amino acids. NCBI's taxonomy places the organism in Eukaryota, Oomycota, Peronosporomycetes, Peronosporales, Peronosporaceae. The transcript has 2 exons.
AUGAAGAGCGGACAAGUGACAAACUGGACUGUGAAACAGCCAGGAAAAGUAACCCCGCCGACGUGUAAUGACUAUGAGUCAUGGACGUUUGUGCAGCUACGAAAAGAGUGCACACAGCGGAAACUUCGGCUGGUCAGAACGACCAGCAAGCAAGACCAGAUUUGCCGUCUACGGGCGUAUGAUGCUGCAAAGCGUGCGGUUCAGGGCACAGUGGAUGGAGAAAUUCGGUUUGACCCCAGUCUACGGAAGACUAAGCACUGUUUCGUUCGACUCCUGAACAUUAUCUUCUCAGAUCAUUUUGCCGAGGGUCUUGCCCGUUCUGAUGACACUGUUACACGCGACCAGCUUGAUGCUGGUAAGGUGAACGCGAAGACCGUGCUUUGGAAAGAUUUUGGGGUCGAGUUUCGUGAGAACAAGACAGACUACAACAACCUAUUCCAAGAAGCUGAUGAAAGCCCGCGCUUUACGGGCAUUGACCCUCGUCAUCGUGCCACACAACGAUGCGAGGCUCUACGACAUAACUCGAACGAGUCCUACGACUUUUGUGAUGGCAAUUUAGAUGCUGUCUACCUCAAAAUUUGCACUCGCAUCAAACCGAAACUGACAGACUUUGUAAACGGUGGUAUGUAUCCAGAGGAUGAAAUCGACUCAUUGGAGAUUUCUGCCUCUCGAAAGGCUGCGCCAACUAACAAGCCUGCAAAAUGGCAAGACCAAGUACUCAAGACUACCAAUCGGAUGGCUAACUUAAAGGUUGGACCACCCACCUCUGCUGCUGCCUCCUCAGCCAGCGUUACGCAGACGGAAAACAAAGAUGAAGACCAGCUCAUUGAUCGUAUUGCAAAAUUUCACCAACUAAUCGAGCAGGUUAAGCAGAACCAGCGCAAGGCUGAGUUAGCUGGAGAAAAUGACAUUUCGCUAGCCGCCAGUCUUCUGAAGUACCAAAAACGUUUGCAGCGCUGCGAGGAUCAGCAGGAUGCUAUGGACUAA